GUACUGGAGUGCUUGAUGCUUACUGCUAUAGUGCCAAUCCUGUCACCUGCAGAGCGCUGCUAGCUGCUUGGAGUUAGGUAUGGAGAGGUGCUCUUAAGGGUAUUGAGGGUGAUUUAUCUCUUGCAUCAUGCGCGAAUACAAGCUAGUGGUUCUUGGUUCUGGAGGUGUUGGAAAGUCUGCUCUGACUGUACAGUUUGUUCAAGGAAUAUUUGUUGAAAAAUACGACCCUACGAUAGAAGACUCCUACAGAAAGCAAGUUGAAGUAGAUGCACAACAGUGUAUGCUUGAAAUCCUAGAUACUGCAGGAACGGAACAGUUUACAGCAAUGAGAGACCUAUACAUGAAAAAUGGACAAGGUUUUGCAUUAGUAUAUUCCAUCACAGCACAGUCCACAUUUAAUGAUUUACAGGAUCUAAGAGAACAGAUUCUUCGAGUCAAAGACACUGAUGAUGUGCCUAUGAUUCUGGUUGGCAAUAAAUGUGACUUGGAAGAUGAAAGAGUUGUGGGAAAGGAACAAGGUCAGAACCUAGCAAGGCAAUGGAAUAACUGUGCGUUCUUAGAGUCUUCUGCAAAAUCAAAGAUAAAUGUUAACGAGAUCUUUUAUGACCUUGUGCGACAAAUUAACAGAAAAACUCCAGUGCCUGGAAAAGCACGCAAAAAGUCAUCAUGUCAGCUACUUUAAUACAUAGCUGUACUGUAGCUCUGAGCCAGGUCUGAAGAACUGUUGCCCAAUUCAACAGUGCCAGCAUUCCAACUUUAUUAAACCUACCAACAUCUUAAAUGGACUUUCCUGUGGUGGUACCCUUUAAGAAAUGGAUGAAAGCUACUACAUCAGUUUGCACAUUCUAAUCACUUUCCAGUGUCACGAGAGAUUUUUACUUAUAAAUAUUCUAAGUGUAUGCAACUGGUAAAACCAGAGCCUGCAUCCAGUAUUACUGAUAAGAGACAUUGUUCAUCCACCAAUGUUGUACAUGUAUGAAAACUGUGUACUGUAUACUUCAACAAUCCCCACUUUCUAUUGGAGAGUACAAUAAUGUAAAUCCUAAAAGCACCACUAUUUUAGCAUAAUAAAAGAAAGUCCAAAGAGCUCCUAUAUAGACUACUCCAGAUAACUUUGCUUCAUCGGUAUUUGUAGCUUAUUGUAACUUUUUUAAAGAAAUACAGGAUCAUCAUCAUCGUAUUGUACAAAAGCGCUUUGAUUAACACAACAGCUAUAUAGUUUUUUAAUUUUAGGAAAAACCUGUGGAGACAGUGAUCUAGUCUUUAAGAGUCCUUUCAGUAUAACGUCUGACUAAAGACAUGGCCUUUAAUAUCUGUUGGGAAGGAAAUGUCCAGACUUUUCAACCUUUUAUUGUAUGUUUCCUUUUCCUUGUUUACAUAGGGAACAAUGUUUAUAGUUGUGUGUACAGUGGGGGUCUACAACAAGAAGUGUAUAUUUUAAAACGAUUUUUUAAUGAUUUAACAAUUUUUUGUAAAUCAUUUUCGGGCUUCUGCAGCUGUAGAUUCUCACUGUGAAUUCCCUUGCUUGCUCAUGCAUAAGUGUAUUUGCAAUACCAAAUAUACAGGUUUAGUACUUUUGCCUGUUAGUGAUUGUUUUACAUGUGUAACGUUUUGGUUGAGAUGUUAAAUGGUGGAAGAGUACUGUGGAUGUGAAUGUGGGAAGUAAUUUUAAUCAUGUGUAAUUGGUCACAGGGCCUAAGUUGCAGUAAUUAACUUUUGCUGAUUUAUUUAACAAUGCCUUGUUGCUUUGUAUGCAUUAACGUUUGGGUGUAAAGAUUGUGUGUAUAUCCAACAGGGAGCCACAGUAUUUAAAUUGACCAACCUAAUGUUACAACUGCUUUGAGGUGGCCAAAUGUAAACUAAAAGCCUUAAUUAAAGUGGUGCAAUUUUGUAUGACUUAGCAUCAGUAGUUCAAUAAAUUUGGAUUGCCAUGCAAGGGCUUGCAUUACAGUUAUAUACUACUUGAAUGUUUUGUGGUUUUAGUAGUGCUAGUAAAUAUUGAUUUUUAAAUCUCUUGCAGAGUGCAGAUUCAUAGUAGGAUGAAAAGGAACCAUUAUGACUUUGUCUUCUGACAAAUAUAUGCUAUAGGUAUUUCUUCUAAUAGCAUCCCAUGUGCUAGGGCAGAUGAAUUUCUGACUGAAUGAAAUUCCACUUACAGUUUUGGACUUGGAAUAUUCCAAGUCCUUUAAUGUAAGGGAGAGUCCCUCAGAAAAAUAGUUGUCUUCAAAGGUUAGACUAUCAGUGGCUGGUUUGGGAACUUGAAAAUAUGUUGCCUGCUAUUUUCCUUCUUUACAGGAAGAAUUCAUUGUUAAAAUUGACUUAGUGUAGCUAAAAAAAAAAUUCUCUUGGGAGAAAAAACGAUUUUUCUGCAUGAUUAAACCAUAUUUGUUUGGUUUCAAGGAAAUCUGCAGAAGAGCAUUCUUGCAUUAUUGAGUGUAGAAUUUUGUAGACUUUAAAUAUCUGUUAAUGCUGUUGGAUUGGAAUGCGUGGACUGUGGGUGAUUUCCUGAUCCUGGCUGUGCUGCUGAAAAUUAAUGUCACACCCAAGUACUUGGUACCUCCUGCUUCUCUGGCACAGAAUUAUCGGAGCUUGUUCUAAUCCAUUCCUGCAAAUUCAAUCAGAUUAGGUUAGCUAAUACCAGUAAGCUUUGAGAUAGUUUAUGUUGCCCAAAGUGAAUUAAGGAGCCCAGCUGAUCCUUCCUGCUGGUAAUUUCACCAGUCAUCACCAUUGUUUAAUGGAGGUAAUACACUCCUUCACUGUGCAGAGUCAGAGUUAAGACUGAAAUUCCCUUUCAUUUAUCGUUAGAAACCAGAGCAUGUGGAUGAUGAUCCCCAUAAAGAUAUCCUUUGGUACACUCUGCAUCCUGAUUGGUCCCCAGAGCAGAUGAGACUGGAGCACUGGAUGCUCUGGUUCCUUUUUCACUAGGUACCUUCUUCCUUGAUGAGCUAAUCAGUAUUUUUCCUCCUUUCACUUUCAACCUCUGCUUAUUCACGUCUUACGAUUUUAUGUCCCAAUUGUCCUUUUUAUCUCUGCUCUUUUUAAUGUGUUUCUUUUCCAGGCAGCUGUACAGAUGGCAUUGGGUGGGAGGGAGAGAAAAUUCUUGAUAACAUCAGAGAGGGGGCCCUGGUCUGGUCUCAGUGUCCAGCCAAAGAGUUCUGAUUACAGGGAACAUCAGGCUUUGUCCUGAAAGCUCUGUACUGAAGCAUUCCUGGUUGCUCUCUGGAAUAGUAAAUGUACAGCUCCUCAGCAUUAGAGGUAGGCAGUUCGAUCAAACCCCAGGAAAGUAAAACUUUCAGAAACUCCAGGCUUUACCACCUAAAGAUUGUGCUAAAAAAGUUAAAUACUCUUUUUCCCUCCUAUAUUUGGAACUUAGGCCAAAUUUGUAAUAUCAACACAUCAUAACCCAGGUAAUGCCAAAAAAACAGUAUUUGACUCCUUGAAAACUUAGGCAGGCUUCAAGGGAACAGUGUCCUGGUGGUUAAAGGGAAGAUGCGUGACAAAAUGAUGCUGAGGAAGUGAUGGACACAAAGCACAGGAAAAAUGCAUGAAAGAAUUUUUCUUCAUAUCUAUAAUUAUGGCAUAAGAAGCUGUUCCCACCGAGGAAGUGAAUGUCCAGUUCCCCACGGGAAUUGGAACUAUGUAAGCAGUUACCAAUUCUAGAACAGAAUUCUGUCUGCUGAAAUUUUUGAACAAACGUCUACGUAUCUUCAGGAUAACUGCUUUGUGUACCAGCGCUUAAGAAGUUCAUGCUUGAAUUACCUGUACAGAAACAGAGCGCUUCUCAUAAAGCUUUGGAUAAAGACAUGCAGAAUUCAUCUCUUGAGAAGUAAUGUAGUAAUUUUCCAAAUUUGGUGUUAAUACACAUGUAUUACUGCUUGUGAAGUUAGCUUAUGCUUACAGUGCACACAAAGGUUGUGACUGCUUUAUUUCCACCCUAAUCUUAAAUUGGUAUAUGUCAGUAUUUAAAUGGCUGAGCUUUCUAUGGAAAAAAAGUCAUGUUUAUGUCCUUGAAAUAUAGAAGUAUGAUUUAAUGGAAUUGCACUCUUCCUAUUAGGACUCUUUCCUGUCAAUCUAAGUUUAUUUCUUACACUUUACCUUGUUACUAAUGCCCCUCUUUAUCCUCAACUUAUUCUGUGAAAUGAAUGUCUACUUGCCGAAUUUACCAGAAUAUUUUGAGACUUUGCAAGAUGGUUUUCAGAGGUCCAAAUGAACUACUACUGCUCUUCUGCAUGAGAGAACUUGUGGAAAAGUACUGCAGAGUUAGAUAUUGUUUCAUGAUGUGUACUGAUACUGCAAUGCUAGAAAUGGGAGGUGGGAGGAGAAUCCUGCUGGAAUUUGGAUUAAACUGUGCGUUUCUCUCCUUUUCUGGUGUAAUUAGAGUUGCUGUUUCCUCAUGGGUGAGCACUGAAGAUGAGGAUUUUCUUCUUUUAAAAUGCUAAGCAAAUUAUGGAUGAAUCAGACUUGACAGUUUUUUUUCAAAGUUUUCUAAUCUUUGCUGGUUUGGGAAAUAACUUAGAGGGAGAGAAAUUCUACCAGAAUGCUGUACUACUUCUAGAUAGGCUUCAGUUUAGCCAUAUCAACAAUAGAAAGUUAUUUCUAAAUAUGUUCAAAACCAGUAGUCAAUAUACAGCUGUCUGUAGCACUUUUUGGAUUGUAAUAGGAAGAUGUGGCCAAAUACCUGUGUAGACAGAAAGCUUUUCUCCAAUUUUAGGCUGCUGUCCCAACAGCAUUAGGUUAUAUUUCAACUU
Egretta garzetta (little egret) is the source of this 4748-nucleotide messenger RNA. RefSeq names its product RAP1B, member of RAS oncogene family (gene RAP1B). The transcript is spliced from 8 exons. The coding region runs from base 128 to 682 and encodes 184 amino acids. Gene Ontology annotation, biological process: Rap protein signal transduction; cellular response to cAMP; negative regulation of synaptic vesicle exocytosis. Gene Ontology annotation, cellular component: plasma membrane. Gene Ontology annotation, molecular function: GTP binding; GTPase activity; GDP binding. The record is from RefSeq and is a predicted model, not a curated record. Lineage: Eukaryota; Metazoa; Chordata; Aves; Pelecaniformes; Ardeidae.